Telopea speciosissima is the source of this 1577-nucleotide messenger RNA. Its product is annotated as magnesium-chelatase subunit ChlI, chloroplastic-like. Gene Ontology annotation, molecular function: ATP binding; ATP hydrolysis activity; magnesium chelatase activity. Bases 96 to 1367 code for a protein of 423 amino acids. NCBI's taxonomy places the organism in Eukaryota, Viridiplantae, Streptophyta, Magnoliopsida, Proteales, Proteaceae. Gene Ontology annotation, biological process: chlorophyll biosynthetic process. The transcript has 3 exons. The record is from RefSeq and is a predicted model, not a curated record. Gene Ontology annotation, cellular component: chloroplast stroma.
CUAUCUUCUUAUCCGCUCGUGCUACUGAAACCUAUAUGAACGUUACAACAUAGCACAGGGAGAUAGAGAGGUUGAACUCGUUGGAACAGUUGGACAUGGCGGGAGUACUCGGAGCCUCUCCUGCAGCUAUACUUGCUCAUAAAAUAACCUGUACUCCGUCCCCCAAAGCUCCGAUUUUCUCUCUCUCUUCAACCUCAGUCCAGGUUCACGGAAAGAAGCUUUUUGGGGGUUUCGAAAUUCCGCUUAAGAAGGGAAGAUCUCAUCUUCAGCUUACUGUUACUAAUGUAGCUACAGAAGCCGGCCCUACAGAGCAGGCCCGGAAAAUUGCUUCUAGGGAAAGCCAGAGGCCGGUGUAUCCUUUCGCCGCUAUUGUAGGACAGGAAGAGAUGAAGUUGUGUCUUCUGCUAAAUGUGAUAGAUCCCAAGAUUGGGGGUGUCAUGAUCAUGGGUGAUCGAGGUACUGGGAAAUCUACCACUGUCAGGUCUCUGGUGGAUUUACUUCCAGAAAUCGAGGUUGUCAAAGGAGACCCAUUUAACUCUGAUCCGGAAGAUCCAGAAUCCAUGGGCAUUGAAGUCCGAGAGAAAGUUUUAGCUGGGGAAAAUUUCCCAGUCACAAAGACCAAAAUCACUAUGGUGGAUUUGCCUCUUGGUGCAACUGAGGAUAGAGUUUGUGGAACAAUUGAUAUUGAGAAGGCCCUAACUGAAGGUGUGAAGGCAUUUGAACCUGGUCUUCUAGCUAAAGCAAAUCGAGGAAUUCUUUAUGUGGAUGAAGUUAACCUACUGGAUGACCAUUUGGUGGAUGUACUUCUUGAUUCUGCUGCCUCUGGAUGGAACACGGUUGAGCGAGAGGGAAUAUCAAUUUCACAUCCUGCUCGUUUUAUUCUAAUAGGUUCUGGAAACCCUGAAGAAGGUGAGCUUAGGCCACAACUUCUCGAUCGUUUUGGAAUGCAUGCACAGGUGGGGACAGUGAGGGAUGCCGAACUCAGAGUCAAGAUCGUGGAGGAGAGAGCUCGGUUUGAUCGAAAUCCUAAAGAGUUCCGUGAUUCCUACACGAUAGAACAGGAGAAGCUCCAGCAACAGAUUUCAUCAGCAAGGAGCUCUCUUUUCUCUGUUCAGAUUGACCGUGAUCUGAAGGUAAAGAUCUCUAAGGUCUGCGCUGAACUGAAUGUUGACGGAUUAAGAGGAGAUAUUGUGACCAAUAGGGCUGCUAAAGCUCUGGCUGCUCUGAAAGGAAGAGACAAAGUAUCGGCUGAUGAUAUAGCUACUGUCAUUCCCAACUGCUUAAGACACCGGCUUCGAAAGGAUCCAUUGGAGUCAAUUGAUUCUGGUUUGCUUGUCAUAGAGAAAUUCUAUGAGGUUUUUAGCUGAGGGAGAUACUUAGGUCAACCUUGCAUUGUAAUUUCUGUUGGAUAUACUAUUGCUUUCCUUCUUGUCCCUCUUUUCUUGUUCCCCUGCCCUCCAAAUCUCUUGUGAUCUCUAGGUUCAGAAGUACAGAUGUUCGGUUUACAUUAGCAUUUAUUUGAGGUAUAUGUAGACUUUGGGUCCAUGACAUCGAGGAAAGAUGCAGUUAAGUUUGCA